GCCGCCCGAGGAUGGCUUCCAGCUUCAAGAAGACAAACGUGGCCUCCACCAGCCAGAAGAAAAAGGUGGGUCCUAAGCCCGAACUCACUGAAGACCAGAAGCAAGAAGUUCGGGAAGCGUUUGACCUCUUCGAUGCCGACGGAAGCGGGACCAUCGACGUGAAGGAGCUCAAGGUGGCCAUGCGAGCGCUGGGCUUUGAGCCCAGGAAGGAAGAGUUGAAGAAGAUGAUCUCCGAGGUGGACCGGGAGGGCACGGGCAAGAUCAGCUUCAACGACUUCUUGGCCGUGAUGACUCAGAAGAUGUCGGAGAAAGACACCAAAGAAGAGAUCAUGAAGGCUUUCAGGCUCUUCGACGACGACGAGACCGGGAAGAUCUCCUUCAAGAACCUCAAGCGAGUGGCCGCCGAGCUCGGGGAGAACCUGACGGACGAGGAGCUGCAGGAGAUGAUCGACGAAGCGGAUCGCGACGGAGACGGCGAAGUGAACGAGGAGGAGUUCCUCAAGAUCAUGAAAAAGACCAACCUCUAUUAA
This is a messenger RNA of Urocitellus parryii (Arctic ground squirrel), 530 nucleotides long. RefSeq names its product centrin 1 (gene Cetn1). Gene Ontology annotation, cellular component: myosin II complex. Gene Ontology annotation, molecular function: calcium ion binding. The record is from RefSeq and is a predicted model, not a curated record. NCBI's taxonomy places the organism in Eukaryota, Metazoa, Chordata, Mammalia, Rodentia, Sciuridae.